Molecule: messenger RNA, 475 nt
Organism: Phragmites australis (common reed)
Lineage: Eukaryota; Viridiplantae; Streptophyta; Magnoliopsida; Poales; Poaceae
Product: wound-induced basic protein
Exons: 2
Coding region: 106-249 (47 amino acids)
Source: RefSeq, a predicted model, not a curated record
UCUUAAGUCCAAUUCUCUACGCUACGCUCGAAUCGAAACCUCCACAAACCCUAGCUCAAGCUUCCAUCGGCGGCGGCGGCUAGAGGAAAGAAGGAAGAUUCGAGGAUGAUCUACGACGUGAACUCCCCGCUCUUCCGCUCCUUCCUCAGCCAGAAGGGCGGCGCCUCCGACAAGAGGAAAAUUGAAGAGCAAAAGCCGAAGGAGCAGAGGCCCAAGGCCAGCGAGAACAAGCCUGUGAUGAAUGAAUAAACAGUCUUCUGAAGCAUCCGUUGUAGCUUGCAAAGAGCAGUUUUUAAUCAUGUAAUCCCAGUUGUCUGCGUACUGUUAGCUUAAAAUGGUCAUUUUCACGGUAUUUGAGAACUUAUUCCCUGCUACUAAGUGCCUUUGUUGGAAGCUCAUUGAUGCAUCAAAUGGUUUAAAUGUAUGGUUGUAGUCAAGUUAUACAAGUGGUUGUAUGUGAAGCAUUUCUUUUGAA